Messenger RNA from Camponotus floridanus (Florida carpenter ant), 2699 nucleotides. Its product is annotated as rab-like protein 6. Gene Ontology annotation, cellular component: nucleus; cytosol. Lineage: Eukaryota; Metazoa; Arthropoda; Insecta; Hymenoptera; Formicidae. The record is from RefSeq and is a predicted model, not a curated record. Bases 141 to 2243 code for a protein of 700 amino acids. Gene Ontology annotation, molecular function: GTP binding; GTPase activity. The transcript is spliced from 6 exons.
UACUUAUGACAGCUGUCUCACAUUCAGAGCCGCAUUUAACAGAGGCUUGCUUCAUUCAUAAAACUUGAAGUAUAAUAUGUGGUAUCUUUUCAGAUUUUAGAAUUAAUUCUUUCAACAAUUGCUUCUUUGAAGACUACAUAAUGUUUUCUGCCAUUAAGAGAUUAACUGGCAAAUCAGAUGGCAAUGUGUCUCCUAGGCCAGCCCAUCAAUCUAUGCCGACAAAUCUUCAGAGAAAAUUUGCCAAAGGUGUACAAUAUAAUAUGAAAAUAAUAAUAAAGGGAGACAGGAAUGUAGGAAAGACAUGUUUAUUCUAUAGACUGCAGGGGCAAAAAUUUAUCGAAGAGUAUAUACCCACGGAAGAGAUACAGGUGGCUAGUAUACAAUGGAAUUAUAAAGCCACUGAUGAUGUGGUAAAAGUGGAGGUAUGGGAUGUCGUUGAUCGUGGCAGACGUCGCCGGAAAUUGGAAGGUUUAAAGAUGGACAAUGCUCCGAGUAAUGCAGAAAAUGUUAUCGAGGAACCAGCUUUAGAUGCUGAGUUUCUCGAUGUUUACAAAGGCACCAACGGCGUUAUUAUCGUGAUGGACAUCACGAAAAGUUGGACGUUUGAUUAUGUUCAACGAGAACUGCCAAAAAUACCUAGCCAUAUUCCCGUUAUCGUUCUUGGUAAUCAUUGCGAUAUGUCGCAUCACAGAACUGUCACCGCGGAUCACGUGACAUACUUUAUAGACUCGCUACACGAAAGAACAGCACAAAUAAGAUAUGCGGAAUCGUCGAUGCGAAACGGUUUCGGGUUAAAACUACUGCACAAAUUUUUUAAUCUACCGUUUCUGCAGUUGCAACGUGAAACGUUGCUGAAACAGCUCGAAACUAAUGAAGGGGAAACACGCUUGACAAUUCAAGAACUCGAUCUCUUCCAAGACAGUGAUGAUGCCGAUUACAACAAAUUCCUAGAUAAUCUUGUAAAUCGUAGAAGAGCUCUUGCCGAUUCAGUAUCUGCUAGCAAUCUAGUUUCAAAUGUUCCAUCAUCUAUGAGUAGCUAUCAUCUUGCAUCUCCUAAUACGAAUACCGCCGGAGAAGUUAAAAGAUCAAUUUCAAUGCCCGGUCCAAUUGGUGGCGGAACUCCAAUCCCAGUGAAAAGUUUAGAGAUGAAAUCAUUAUCAAAAAAGGAGAGCUCUGCAACAAGCACAUUGAAUAAUUUAUCAAAUUCUAUGAAAGCUUCGCAAAUUGUGACAUCACCCAUUUCACAAAAUUCUGCUGUUAAAAUAGAAGUAGCUAAACCGGCUGAAUCCGCUAAUGACAAUGGCGAGAAAAGAGAUUCGCUCAAUCGCCCUCCAUCACUCAUGUCUAAAAUCUUUGGCCACAAGAAAGAAGAUGAGAUGGAUGGAAAGCUGCCAAAUGUUAAAAAUCUUAGCUUAAAUGCACCAUUGACUAGUGUUGAAGAUUUUGUACCAGAUGAUGGGAUGUUAGACAGAUCGUUUUUGGAAGAUAGUAAUCAGGUCUCGCCACAGAAAGUGCAGCAAGAAGAAGUAGAUUCUGAGAGUGAUACAGAGACUGCAAAUCCUUUAGUAGCUGGUUACGAAGAUGAUUUGUCAUCCAUUGAAGAAGUAGCUUCUCCUAUACAACCAAAAUUAGCAGAAAAUCCGUUAUCUAAACAAAAACAUAAACUAGAACCGCUGUCAGGUCCAGAAAUGAAUACCGAGAAGCCAAAUCAAAUUAUGAAACGCGACUCUGUUUCUUCCAUAGAACAAGAAUUACGUAUUUCAAAUAAUUACGAGUCGAAUGAGCAGCCAGACAUAAAUUCGGAUACUAUUGACAGCUGGUUACGGCGAGAUUCCAAAUGGCGACAAAGUCCUGAAGGAGGUGAAGAUGUGAGCAGUACCAGUACGAGGAAAGACAGAUUAGAAUUAAGCGAUAAGAGUCUGGAUGUUAGCAUGACAAGCUCCAAUGUUCACCUGGAAUUGCUUGAUGACACUAGCAUGCGUCAUAUAAACUCUAAUACCAGUAGUCCGGUGAUGAAAGAAAGAAAGAAACAUAAAGAGAAGGGAGAUGAGAAAGAGAAGAAGAAAAAGAAGAAAGCAAAAGACAAGGACAAGGAUAAAGAAAAAACGGAAAAAACUGAAAAGAAAAAGAAACGCUCAUCUCACCGAUCGAGGGAUGAAAAUAGAGAACGAGAUGAACUCGAGGAAUUUUUAAAUGGUUCAGCUACAAGAACUGGUGUUGACGUUGCCUAUGAGGCAAUUUAGCAUUCUAACAAAAUUAUCGGUAAUGUUUUUUGGAAGCGCACAUUGCAAAAAAAGAAAAAAAGGACUUUUUGCUUCAUAUAAAAGACUCCUUGAUGUUAAUGUAUGUUAUGUCUCCGAAAACAAAAGAACAAGAUUAUUAUUAAUGCAAAGAAAAUAAUGUUUCGGAUCACAAUUAAUCUAUAAAAAUAUAUUUUCCACAAAUAUAAUCGUAUGUGCGCUUUUGAACUGCAUUAAUUGGCAUUUUAACCAAGCAGUUUGUUAAAGAUCGUGAUUUUAUGGAAGAUAUGUUUCAGUGAUCAAAUCGCCCAUUUCUAUUGCAUUUUGAUUUUAGAUUUUUAACAAUUUUUAACGAAUAUUUAAAAAAAUUGUAAAUCGUGAAAGUUUCUUAUGUAAAUGGAUAUAAUAUGUGAAUAUUUCUCUUACAAUAUGAUAAAGUGAUAUAAUAAUUAUGUGGCA